Molecule: messenger RNA, 6070 nt
Organism: Cololabis saira (Pacific saury)
Lineage: Eukaryota; Metazoa; Chordata; Actinopteri; Beloniformes; Belonidae
Product: neuronal tyrosine-phosphorylated phosphoinositide-3-kinase adapter 1
Exons: 7
Coding region: 637-3858 (1073 amino acids)
Biological process (GO): phosphatidylinositol 3-kinase/protein kinase B signal transduction; neuron projection morphogenesis
Source: RefSeq, a predicted model, not a curated record
AGUACCGUAUGAAUAUUAAUAUGGAUGGAAAUGCACGGUGAGGAUGCCCAGCCUGAGCCAACGCUGCAUGCGCGCUGAUGUCUGCGCAUUUUUUUUUCUUUUUUUUUUGUUUUGACGUUUUUCUUUUUUUCUCCCUCUGCCAUAACCUGGAAAGCAUGCUUCGUUUCGCGUCGGAGCCUUUAAAUAGUGUUUUCACUGGAGCCUUUUCUGCCGUCGUGUAGUGUAUUUGCUGCGCGGGUUUUGCGUCGCAUGUCGCGCCGGCCAGCCUCCCUGCCAGUGCCGACUCCCGGCGGCUCUGCGCGCUGGCUCGGAUGAAAAUGGAAGACCUUUCACGUCAGGCAAAGGCGUCAGUCCGAUGAUGUGCGUCUGAAUAACCGAUUUUUCAUCUCCACGUCAAUUGACACAUCUGGGAACGGAUUUUUUUGUACCCCCCUCCCUUCUUGUCUAGCAGCAAGACAGCUGUGUCAUCAACAACCGGCGUGGUUUUGUUGUUGUCUGAUUUUUUUACGAGUCUGGGCAAACUGGAUACGCCUGUCGUCGUAUACUCUACCUCUGCGCCAACCAUAGGCUUUCCAGUCGCCAAGAGGAGGGCUGCCCGCGGCGUACAUCCGCUCCUCCUGAGUCCUCACCUAUACCAUGAGCUCUGGCUCGGCCCAGGAUGUGGCAGUCGAGCAUUUCCUGCGUGACAUAGAGAGGCGAAGCAAGUGGCUGCACUGCGCUGUGAUUGGCUGUGAGGAGGAGCGAUCCCGCAGCGACAUGAACCUGCUGUAUCGUAAAAGCCGCUUGGACUGGAGGCAGAGAGACCAGGAGGGGAGUAAAAAGAGCUCCACCCAAAACGACACCUCAGCCACCGUCGGCAAAGUCAGAGACUUGGCUUCGUUCCGACGGCACUUCCGGAUGGGUUUCAUGACCAUGCCCGCCUCGCAGGACCUGUCCCCUCACACUUGUGCCUCCGCCAUGGCGCCGCGCUCGCAGUCCUGCCACGCUGUCGGCGCCGGGGACGCGGGCCUGGAGAACGGCGACUACUCCGACACCCAGUCUCAGCACGGCGGCCGCUGCCCCCCGGCCAAACCCAAACGCCACCCGAGCACCCGCCUCAGCUCGUCCUCCGCCGACAGCAGAGGACCCCCCGAGACCCCCCCGCCCCCCCCGCCCUCUCACUCCCAGGGCAAACACUCAGACAAGAAAAAUGCCAUGAAGAAGUCUGACUCCGGGGACAUGGGAGGGAAGAAGGUGCCUCCUCUAAAGCCUAAGAGAAGUCCCAGCACUCAGCUGACCUUCGACCCCCUGCCUCCUCGCGUGCCUCCUCCCGCCUCCAUGCCGUUCCAGGCGGCGGACUCUCAGAUCCAGACGGGAGACGGGGAGGACGAGCCGGUCUACAUCGAGAUGGUGGGCCAGGUGUUCACCAGGGACAGCCAGACCGCCACGCCCCACCCCGUCACCCCCGUGGCCACCACGCCCGACUCGGACUCGGACCAGAGCGAGGCCAUCUACGAGGAGAUGAAGUACCCGCAGCAGGACGACAGAGAGUCCCAGAGACACUUCCCACACAAACACGAAAAACUGAAAAGCUCAAAGCACUUCCACGUCACGCCUUCCUCGUCCUGCGGCUCCUCCUCCCUGCCGCGUCCCUCCUCGUCCUCCCCGUCGUACUCCAAACCUAAAUCCACAGUGUCCAUUUCUCACUCGUCUCCUCUGCCCUCCUCGGCAUCCUCCACCCCCGUACCCCAGCUGCUCUCCACCAGCCCGCACACGCCGCGAGCUCCGACCCCCUACCUGCUGCAGGGGGGUAAGUCCGAGUCCGAGUCCAACACAAAGAUCCCGGCCCCCUUCCCCAACCUCCUGCAGCACCGGCCCCCGCUUCUCGCCUUCCCGCAGCCCGCGGCCGCCUCCAGCGGCGUCGGGGUGCAGAAUAAGUCGUCUGCCUCCGCCAAGGCCGGAACCCCGACGUCCGGCUCGGCGACACAAGCCGGCACGUCGUCCUCGGCUUCGUCCGGCGUCCUGGCGUCCCUGUCGGGGUCCAAGGAGCCGUCGGGAGGAGGCGCGUCGCAGCAGGACAAGCACAGCAGAGAGGCCGGGUUCGGCCCCGCCCCCGGGCUGAGAGCACGGAGUCAUUCCACGCCGCUGCCCCCCUCCUCCAAAUCCACGUCCCCUUUCUCCCACCACCACCACCACCCGCACCACCGGCCCUCGCACUACCACCACUACCGGAAACCGGACCGGGGGGACUCCCCGGUCCCCACCAAGAGCGGCUCGCAGAGCUCCAACCAGGCCACGGUGCAGACGCAGACCUCGGGCUCGGGCAAGGAGGGGAAGUCCGUGAGCUUCCUGCUCAAGUCUGAUAAGGGGGACAGGGACAAGGACAGGGAUCGAGACCGAGACCGGGACAGAGACCGGGACCGAGACCGAGACAGAGACAGAGACCGGGACCGGGAUCGGGACAGAGACAGAGAGAGGAACAGAGGUAGAGACAGGGAUCGGGAAAGAGACAAGGAGAAGGACAGAGACAAGGACAGGGAAAGGGAAAGGGAUAAGGACAGAGAUAAAGAAAGGGACCGGGACAGAGACAGAGACAGGGAAAGAGAUAGAGAAAGAGAUAGAGAAAGAGAAAGAGAUAGAGAUAGAGACAGGGAAGGAGGACCACACUCUCUACCGAUAGAAAGCUCCACCACAUCCAGCAGUCAAUCAUCUCAAAGCAUCACCAGCUCCACGCCGACGCCCUUGUCCUCGUCUCAGCGUCCACAUUCUCGCCCUCACCUCCGCUCUCACACCCCGCACGGCCUGCCGGCGUACAAGCCCCCGUCCUCGGACAGCCCCCUGCUCUGGACCUACCCCUCGGGGGGCUUCCGCAGGCCGCCGGCCUACGAGAGCUUGAGAGGCAGCACCCAGACGCCGUCGCUGCAGCAGCCGUCCAGCCUCACGGGCGUCGGCGAGGGCGUGUCCAAGAGCAACGGCGGGUCCCUGUCGCUCCAGACUAAAGUGGGCUUCAUGCCCUGGGACAGCAGCGCCAACCUGUCCGCGGACGAGAGGUCUUACUGGCCCAUGCAGAGGAAGCUGUCCUUCAGCCACGGCAGCAGAGAGACGGAGAAGGAUGAAGGACGCGCCUGGAACGGCAGCGCCGACGCUCUGUUGAGGGUGGAUAAGGAGGAUCUGGGGAUGGGGUCUCGAGGAGGCCAGUCGAGCAUCCCCACCCACUUCAGCAGCCGGGCCCUCGGUCACAGCGACUCCCUGGCCGGCGUGGACAGCAGCUCCGGAUUCAGGGCUCUGCCCAGAGCAGGACUGCCUCUUCCCUGCCAGACCUUCCCUGCGUGUCGAAACGGAGAAGUGGGGCGGCUGGGCCGCUCCUCCUCUGCUGCCGGAGUGAGACAAGUGGGUGGAGAUGUCCAGAGACAGAGCAGUCUACCAGCACGAGAAGCCCUGAAUCAGUUGCACGGCCUGGCCCCGCCUCAGCCGCCCUGCAGUCCCAGCAGUCCCAGCGUUUCUCGGCAGCAGCAGCAGGCUCAGCUCCAGCAGCAGCAGCUGCAGCUGAAGCAGCACCUCCAGCAGCUUCAGCAACAGCACCACCUGCAGCUGCAGUUCCAGCAGCUCGCCCAGCUGGCACAGGGACAGUCUGCUGUCACUGGAGGUACAAACCCGCCCACCUCGCAGACCCAGAGAGACGGCAAGCUGCUGGAAGUCAUCGAGCGUAAACGCUGUCUGUGCAAGGAGAUCAAGGCCCACAGGCGCCCUGACAAAAGCCUGUGCAAACAGGACAGCAUGCCCAUCCUCCCUAGCUGGAGACGGACACCUGAGCCUCGAAAGACUGGCACGCCACCCUGCCAGAGGCCACAAGCUGUCGUGUGGGACACCGCUAUUUGAAAUGGAAAGACAGCCUCUGAAAAAACACACAGACGAGCAGAAGAUGGUUGAAUUAACGACGGUAAAAUGGAGAAAGUCGCUGGCAAAUUCUUUCAAAGGUUGACCGCAGGAAAGAGAGACUAUGGAUGAAGAAGAAAACACUUGUUACUACUCUGAUUUUGUUCAAGGCUGAGUUGAAACCUAGAAUGACGGGGAAUGGACACUUUAAAAAAAGGCUGAUCGUAAGAUUAAGGAAAUAAGUGUUACAAUCAGACAAAAUUGAUUUCUUACCCAGCUGAUUUGUAUUUCUUUUGUACUAUGUACGACACUGACGUGUUCCAAUUGCCAAUGAUUUUUGCCACAAGACACCAGUAUUACUGCUACAUUAGAAGAUGCCCACUAAAUAAUAAAGGUUGGGUUGUUUUCUGAGAUUGGUAUUGCCAAAUUCCCUCCUGACUACUUGAGACAUAAUUUCUCCAGCUCACAGAUGCCCAACAAGCAUAGAAACUAUUCUGUGGAUGAGGAAAGGUGGGACUCAUAGAUAAGUUAUUGAAGUGUUUCUUGAAAUAGUGAAUGUAUAUGCGAUGUUUUGGUAUCAAUAGAUUGUCAUUGUGGAUGCAAAUAUUCAUCACUGAGAAGUAAAAAGCUACCUACUGUAUCUGUUUGCAUAUUUGUAAUGUAAAUCUAUUUACUUUCUCAACGUUUCUGCAAUUUUAUAGCAAUAUGCUCCAGAAUCCGGAGCAAUAUAAUUAAAACUUGUGUCAACUAGCCUAACAUACAUAUCUAAGACUUGAAUAAGUCAUAUUUACUGUGUCAUUCUCUGCAUGUCACGAUAGACAUACAGUGUUGUACAAAAGAAGAAGAAGAAAAUGUGUAGAGAUGAUCACGUCAGACUUUUCCAUUUCAGCUGAUCUUCACUAUGACCAUGUGUGUUUGUAGGAAAAGAUGAAGAUGUUGCUGGGGGCUAUCAUUAGAAGAAGAGGCACGUACGGUGCAGUCCAGCCUAAUAUAGACACAGAUCAGUGGUACAGAACCUUCAUCCCUCAUGCUUAUACAGUUGCACAUUUGUGAUUGUUCCACGACACGGGGAAACCCAAGCACUGACACCCAUCAAAACAGACUGCGCAAUACGAUGCAACUGAUAAGACUGUGAGUAUCGAUCACCUCAAACAGAAUGCUGGAACAAUCUGCACAAAACAUCGUAUACGCUUAUCAGAAAUUAAACCCUAAUGUACUGUAAAUAAAUAUGUACAGCUGUAUUGAAAAUGUAGCAAUUAUUUCCAUUUUCAUACUUGUAAUCAAUACAUAUUAUGUAGCAUAUACUGUAUAAACAUAACUUUGUUCACUUUGUUUGUUUGUUUUUCUAUUUCUAAAAGAAUUAAGUACUUUAUCUGCUGCAGCCAGUCCAUGAAUUACCUGUAGUUCUACUAAUAAACAGUGAGCUCUCUAAAGAAAGGCACAGGCCAACGGUUGUUUAAUCAAAUUUAUGCAAGAUUCCCUUUAAUCUCUGUUACGGAUUUAUUUAAGGCCCUUUUUCUACAUUUAUUUUUUAUUUGUGUACAGAAUUCAACAGCUCGCAGUCUUGACUUUUUUGAAUACUUUGCUGCUAUUUUGAAUUACGGUUGUUCAUUCUACUACAUUCUCUUACCAUGGCGAACGUUAUUAAUAUAGUGCUUAUUGUUUUUGUUUUUUUUCCUUUCUCAAAACCAUGUGAAAUGAAGUAUGUACCUUGAAAAGUGAGCCCUCCUGUAAUAGUAUUAAGGCGCUUGAAUCUCUCUUGGUUGUUGUUGUUUUACAAUAGUUUGUACCAAUCUGUACAGUCCAGUACACCCAGUGAGAAGAAGACCUAUCUUAAUUGUUGGAGCGUCACUGCUUGGCCUUUGGGGUUGUUUUUUUUUUCCACCUGCUGGUGUUAGAAGAGUUUUUUUAAACGAACACGUGUCAGGUGGAAAGAAAUGGGCAGGUGCAAUGCAUGCAGAGAUUCCUUACACUGAAAUGUUCCAAUGAUACUUACUAUUGUGCCCAGUUUUGAUUUCAAAUACCAACUAAUCACCUUACUAUGAUUCCUUUUCACAGACUGAUAAGAAACCAAGGUAGGCCAUUAUUUCCAAAAUAACGUACAGAAGCUGUUGGUUUUUGUGUGUCUUCUAAAAACAGUGGCCGUUAUAUGAGUGCCAUACUAUAUUGAUAUGGUAUACGGUGUACCUUGGAAAUCACUGUAGUGCUAUAUUUG